CAUUUCUCCUUCCUCGUUUUCUUCUUCUGUGAGAGGGGCCUCUCUCUCUCUCUCACAUCCCCUGGGAAUCAGAAUAAUUCAACCGAAUCUCUUUUGUUCUUCACCGGACCUUGUAAAUAAAUAAAAUUUAUUUAUAUUUAGAUCUAUAGUUUUUUUUUUAGGUUACUUUUUCUUAGUCUUAGCUCCAAAAUUGAAUCCCUUGUUCCAUUUUCCAUCACUCCUUUCAAUGGCUUCGGUAUCAGAAAUCAUCGCCCACGAAGAACAUCAGCUCGCCGACUCUCUUCAGGCUCUUUCCAUCGAAACCCCGAGUGAGUUGAUGGAGGAGGAGGCUAAGAGUAGCCUAGUACUUGAAGGAGGGGGGAUUGAGAUUGUAUCAAUGGAACCUAAAGUGGGUUCAGGGCUCGACAGUAGUAGAGUUGACACUGACAAUAGUCAACAUUACGGCUUUUGUGCAAUUUGUUUGAAUACUAUAGUCCUCCAGGAAACUGCUCUUGUAAAAGGUUGCGAGCACGCCUACUGGUUUGUCUUGUUAUCAGAAUCUCUCAUCUUUUAGUUUUUGUGGUUUUCCCAUUUCCCCCUGCAGAGCUUGUUUAUUAAGGUUUACUUUUCUGCUGUUGUUAGAUCAAAUUGAUUUGAAGUCUCGCCUUUCUCUGGCUUUACAAGGACUUUGCAGCCUCUAUUUUUGAAGUUGUAUAUUGUUGAAUUAUAUUUUGGAGUAUUUCUGUUGAGUUUUAAAUUUUGUUGCCAUCAGCAACACUUUUGAAUCAUUUGCUUGGCCGAUCUCGCCCCACAAUGUCACUUAUGCUUGGUUACAUAAGUUAGUCCUUGGUAUUUUGUUUAUUCUGGCCCAGAAGGUUCUACCUUACCCAGAACUGGCCUGUUGAAACUCAUGAUUAUUUUUGAAUGUGCUUUGCUUUGCAAUGGUUAUUUAAGUUUCUUGUACGCUUUUUUCUUAGCUUUUCAUCAAAAGCAAGUGGCAAUUAGUUUUUCAAUUGAAUAAUCCGGCAUUGUGUUUUUGGUUCUCAGUGUAACAUGCAUUCUACGUUGGGCAUCAUUUAAGAAGGAUACAUGUCCUCAAUGCAAACAUCCAUUUGAGUUUCUGUACGUCCAUCGCUCUCUUGAUGGAAGGUAAACAUUGUCAUUUUUGUGCUUGAAGACAUUGUUUGCUUCUUUUCAUUGUGGUGCAUCAGAGAUGGUGUGCUUAGAUUAGCAUUUUUUUGUUAUUUUUGUUUUGAAAGAUCAGCUGAAAUCAUCCCAGAAGUUUUAAUGCUGUGAUACUUGCUGGAUUGAAGUUUGGUGGCAGUUUGUGAUCCAAUCCAUUAUUGAUACUUUUUCUGCUUUUAAUGAUAUCUGUGAUGGCUGUGAAUAGUAGAUGCUGGAAGUUAAAUGUUAUUGAAAUUUGCCUUGGUCUAUGUCUUCUUCCCGUGGUCUAGGAGAAAAAUUAAGGAGGAAAGCAAUUAAGCAAAAUUACUUUUUUAGAUGCAAAACUAAUUAUCACGAAUAUAGAGCUGCUUUGGGGAUUAAUUUGUUAUUUCUAAAUCUGUUGUUAUUAUAUGUCGACAGCAUUUAUGACUAUAUGUUUGAGGAAAGUGUAUGUCUACUCCUCCGAGCCUCAUGGUUUAAGCCUCUUGAUAUGGAAGAAAAGGAAGGGUUUUACGAUGACAUGGGUUACUUUUAUGCCUAUGAAGACGAAGAAGAAGAGUACAUAGAUGAAGUUUAUUUUGGUACUAUUUCACGACGCAUUGGUAACAGGCGAUGGGGGGACAAUGGCUAUGUGCGAUCAGGAAGGCAAGAAGCGAGACCUGUUUUAUGUCCCAAUGUUUCGGAAUCAAGUGCUGGACCAUCUCGCCUGCCCAGGAAGAUUGAAGCAGCUGCCUGUAAAGAAUCAGCCUCAGUGGGCCGUAGGGCUAAGAGGGCACUGAAGCGUGAAGCCGCAGAUAAAGCAGCUGCUGCAAAACACCAAAAGCAUCUUGUAAGGUUGGGUCGCAAGUGAUCUUUGGUUGAGAAUUUAACGUAAAUGUUCGACCAGGGAAUUUUUCUUUGUUCCCGGUUUGACAACUUUGUACAGUAUUUCCCGGUUAUGUUGUGAAUUUACGACUUGGUUCAUGAUCAGAAUAAUGACAUCUAUAAAAGAUGAUAUACUGGUCAGUUAUUAAGUGGCUGACCAGUUUCUAGAACAAGUUGUAUAACUUUGAUUUUUCUAUUUAAUCCUUUUAGUUAAUGUGACUAAGCUUUUCAGUUUUAUCACCAUCUUUAAAAGGUCCUGGAUGAUGGCAGUUCGUCUGGAUAGUAUAUAAGAUGGCCAUAAGAAAUCUGAUGUAAAAAUAUGAAACUGCAAUUGUUAACAUGCCCCAGUUAUCCAAAUUGCCGCCACUGCGAC
This is a messenger RNA of Oldenlandia corymbosa var. corymbosa, 2380 nucleotides long. Lineage: Eukaryota; Viridiplantae; Streptophyta; Magnoliopsida; Gentianales; Rubiaceae. The record is from the annotation of a GenBank genome assembly.